Paraglomus occultum is the source of this 2199-nucleotide messenger RNA. The record is from the annotation of a GenBank genome assembly. Lineage: Eukaryota; Fungi; Glomeromycota; Glomeromycetes; Paraglomerales; Paraglomeraceae.
AUGUCCACCGUCAAUCUUUGGGAUGAACUUUGUAACGAGAUACCGGUGGAGGGAGACGUGAUUUAUGAUGAGCAUAAAAUUCAAAUAACUGGCAGGAAAACUCAUAUCGAAGACGCUAAGAAAAGGCUUCGAGUGCUGGAAACGAUUUCGCUUCGCCGUCAUAGACAUCUUGGGAUGUCGCUCUUACAUUAUCCUGACAAGACGGUCUGGUUUAAGGCUAGUUUCCUUCACCUUAAUAAGCACGACUAUUUCAAACGCGUGGUCAGGAAUGUAGGGAAAAAAGCUUUUGUCUUGGUAGCAGCCGUCCAAAAUCCGGCCAAUGAAAAGCAAUUUUUAACAAACAAGUCGGCAACCUCGUCAACACAGCAGAGAAACUCGUCAGGCUAUCCUUUUCCGUCUCGUCAACAAUCGGCAUCUCGUCAGUCGUCGACAUCUACUCAAUCAUCGGCAUUUCUCAAGUCACCAGCGUCGCCGACAUCUCAAUCGUCUCCUCAGUCGUAUGGAUAUCCUCAGUCAUCGCUAUAUUCUCAGUCGUCAGCAUUCCGCCAACCACCGGCAUAUCAAUCGUCGUCAUCUUCUCAGCCGCAUGUAUAUCCUCAGUCAUCAGUAUAUUCUCAAUCAGCAGCGUCUCGCCAAUCAUCGGCGUUCCUUAAGUCUCCAGCAUCUCCGGCGUCCCAAUCAUCAUCGUCUCCGUCGUAUGUAUAUCCUCAGUCAUCGGUAUAUUCUCAGUCUUCAUCAUCACGUCAAUUAUCGGCGUCUCGGCCAUCUUCAUCAGUAUAUCCUCAGCCAUCUUCAUCAGUAUAUCCUCAGCCAUCUUCAUCAGUAUAUCCUCAGCCAUCUUCAUCAGUAUAUCCUCAGUCAUCUUCAUCUGUAUAUCCUCAGUCAUCUUCAUCUGUAUAUCCUCAGUCAUCUUCAUCACAAUUAUCGGCAUAUUCACCAUCUUUCCAUCCACGUAUUGAAGCCGGGAUUCGUCUAACAGAGGAGGAAAAGUUGGCUCGGAAACAGGCCAAGAAACAACAGCUAGCUGAAAUGAGAAAAAUGAGGGCUCUUGGUAUCACUAAGGAUGAAAAUGGUGCUGUAUCCGGUAGUUCCAGGCUACUGCCUGGCGACAAUCAUUUCGAAGGCUUCAAUACUUACGAGACCAAGACUACAGCUGAUACGCUCGACGAGAGGUCGACUGAUUCUUCCAGCUCAAUAAUCCCAAACAUAACAACCGAGAAUGACGAGAAACCCCUCCCAGGUCAACUACUUCGUGAAUUCAAUUUUGAUCAAAUGAAAAAUAUAUUUAGCGAAGCACUGGACUAUGUCCACCCCUUGAAAGGGGAAAUUAGAUUUUUUGGCAGUUUGGGCAAAUCUGUCUUCCAAGACGUCCCCUCGGACGUUGGAAGACAGUUGUGGGAGUACUUUGAAGUCGACGGCUUGAAGAGUCGAUACAAAAUGAAACAUACGUUCCAUAACGCCGCUGCCUAUGAUGACGAUCAUAAAUUAAUCGACUAUCUUGCCGAAGUGUGCGGCGAGUUUCACAGCCGCAGCGAGCAUUUCGAGAUCAACGCCAAGGCGCGUAAUGCGCAACAUGACGAUUUCGAAGACAUUGUGAUGUCUAUUGACAUCAACAAUGUGCUCCUAAAGUGGGUCGCCUACCCGUGGGCCCGUGUGGCGGACGUGGAUUGGAGCAUUCUGGAGCGGAAAUUCGAUGUUCAGUUUACGAUGGCCAAGCGUCGGUCGAUUCGAAGCGAUAUCAAGCCAUUUAAUAUGUUCAUAAAAAAAGUCUCGAUCACCCCCAGUACAAAUCGCAUCUCCUUUGAAGACAUUCCUGAGCUACUUAAAGUAAAGUCGAUCUAUAGGAAGACGACCCGUAAAUUUAAGCUGCAUAAACCCUUCAUGGCGGAAUUUUCUCGGAUCGAAAAGGUUCCUAUACAGAACCAGCAGUUUCAGAAAAGGUUAGGUAAAACCGGCGAAGGGAAAAUCCACUAUACCAUCGAGAUAAUUAAUCGCGAAAAUAAGAGCAGAUUUAAAGAAAAUAUUCAUUUGGGCGUCGGUGAGCUUCCCACGUGGACUAAAAAAGAUAUAUUAGGAGAAGAACCCGGGCUAGAUAAGCUUGUUGAGUUAAUCAAGACUAUGUUGUUGCUGGUUGAAAAAACCGAUAAAGCAGCUGAGAAAUGGUUUGCAGAGCUAGAUGUUCAGAAUAACAGCAAGUAG